Molecule: messenger RNA, 3078 nt
Organism: Pseudocercospora fijiensis CIRAD86
Lineage: Eukaryota; Fungi; Ascomycota; Dothideomycetes; Mycosphaerellales; Mycosphaerellaceae
Exons: 3
Coding region: 1-3078 (1025 amino acids)
Biological process (GO): phosphatidylinositol dephosphorylation
Molecular function (GO): protein binding; phosphatidylinositol-4,5-bisphosphate 5-phosphatase activity
Source: RefSeq, a predicted model, not a curated record
AUGAAUGCAUUCCUGCAAGCCGCGGACACACAAGCUGCACAUCGUUCCGAGGAGCUAUCAAAAUCAGCACAACCGGAACCCAAGCCUCACGUGGAGUUUAGACCAGAGACUGCAUCAGCGUCAUCAGCGCCGCCUCCCGUCAAUCGUGCUGCCAAACCUAAGGUUCCGGUAAAGCCCAUACUUUUGGUUAAGAAGACUGGCAACAACCCAGCUGCUCCAGAACUGAGUGCAGAGCUAUCAGACCGAAGUGCGUCGCCCUUCAGCACGCCGCCUAGCAGCGGUGGUAGCUCGCCGGCGAUCACGCAAGAUGCUCAGGCGAAAGGUACGCGUGCCAGGAACGAGUCAAAUGCAUCCGCAGUGCAUCGAGUGCGGCAAGAUUCUGAUGCUUCGUGGGUCACAAGGCUACGAGGAGAUUCAGACUCAUCGUUUGCGGAACGGCGAGUCAGUCCACCAAAGACACGAUCGGGGAGGACUAGUCCGUUGAAAUCUCAUAUGCUGCCACCGAAACGAUCUGUAGAUGGAUUGCAGCGAGCAUCAGUGGACCUGGAAUCUGGACCACGAAUACCUGCUGUGCAUAAGGUGAACACCAGGUCUGCACUGACACAAGGCUUCGACAGGAAGGGCUCUAUCGCUUCUUCCACGGUAUCUCCAAUUGUAACAACUCCAAUUCAACCUCCAGCAUUACCAGCACCUCGGAGAUCCGCAGACCGUCGGCGGGAACCACCGCCACCUCCAUCUUCAAGCAUACCAACGACACCAAGUACCAAUGGCAUGACACGUCAAUCUAGGGAUGAUUACGAGGACUUCCUGCCACAAUCGCUGAGUCGCGAAGGUACAGGUUUGAAUGACUUCCCAGAUGGGACGAAAUCGAAUCGAAGAGCGCCAAAGUUCAAGCAGCGGCCUUGGCAAAUACCUACUGAGUAUGACACCCGAUUGUUUGCUGUCUGUGGCGAGUAUGUAUGUACGACUGGCUACAUUACGAAAGCGUGGAAUUUCCGCACGGGUGAGCAAUUGCUUAACAUGGAGCAUCGCGAAAACAUAAAAAUCACAUCAGUAGUUUUCAAGCCGUCACCAGAUGUCGAAGAUGAGGGCAAACGUAUCUGGCUUGGCACUAAUGCCGGAGACAUACACGAAGUGGACAUUCCUUCGCAGAGCCUGGUCAAGACCAAGUCAAAUGUGCACAACAGGCGAGAAGUUGUUCGCAUGUUCCGUUAUGCGUCGGAACUCUGGACACUCGACGAUGGUGGCGAGCUUUACGUCUGGAAGCCUGAUCACAAAGGCAUGCCCAGUCUGGACUCGCAACAUAACAACUGGCGUGUCCCGAAAGGCCACUCCUUCUCGAUGGCUGCUGGUCACCAGUUGUGGUUCGCAACAGGGAAGGAGAUCAGAGUUUUCAUGCCAGGCGCGAAUUCGGACACGGAGUUUCAGCUCACACGGACUCCGCUCUCACAGUCUGGCACAGGCGACGUCACGUCGGGCGCGACCGUAAAUCAUCAACAAGAUCUGAUCUACUUCGGUCACUCUGAUGGCAAAUGCAGCAUAUACAACCGCCGAGACUUCUCCUGCCAAGCCAUUGUUAAUGUCAGUGUCUACCGGAUAAGCUCUCUCGCGGGCGUUGGCGAGUAUCUGUGGGCUGGUUACAGCACUGGCAUGGCAUAUGUUUACGAUACGUCGACUACACCCUGGACUGUGAAGAAGGAUUGGAAAGCCCACGAGAAGCAAAUUUGUAGCAUCAUCGCUGAUCCGUCUGCCAUGUGGAAGAUGGGGCGUCUCAAUGUUAUCACGCUCGGUCUUGAUAACUUGCUCAAGAUCUGGGAUGGUAUGCUACAAGACGACUGGCUAGAGGCACGGAUGAGUGCAAGAGACUCGGACUACUGCGCCUUCCGUGAGCUGACUGCAGCGGUCAUGACCUGGAAUGCAGGCGCAGCGAAACCCUCCUACUUACAGCACAGUCGCGAAGACAGCAACUUUCUCAGAGAAUAUCUGACAUCGCGCAAGUCGCCCGACUUCUUCAUUUUUGGCUUUCAGGAACUGGUCGAUCUUGAAGACAAGAAAGUCACAGCAAAAUCCUUCUUCAAGAAGAGCAAGAAAGAGCCGGACGAGCAACAGCACAUGUCUCAUCAAUAUCGGGCGUGGCGAGACCAUCUCGGGAAGUGCAUCGAUGACUACAUGCCCACUGACCAGACCUAUACCUUGCUUCAUACUGCCAGUAUGGUCGGCUUGUUCACAUGCGUGUUCGUGAAAUCCGCUGAACGGAGUCGCAUUCGAUAUGUGCACACCGCAGAAGUCAAGCGUGGUAUGGGAGGUAUGCACGGCAACAAGGGUGCGAUCAUUGUCAGAAUGGUGCUUGACGAUAGCAGCCUGUGUUUCAUCAAUUGCCAUUUGGCAGCCGGACAGACACAAACGAUGCAUCGAAACAAUGACAUCGCCGAGAUCCUUGAAGCCAAUGCGCUGCCGUCAUAUCCACUGAAUGAUAGCGAAGUCGCGACACACACAGACGUCUUCGCAGCAGGAGGUGAUGGCAGCAUGAUUAUGGACCAUGAAAUUUGCAUCCUCAACGGCGACCUGAACUACCGUAUCGACACGAUGGGCCGGGACAGCGUGAUCAAACAUAUCCAACAAGGCAAUCUCGCCAGACUGUUGGAACGAGACCAACUCCUCUUGAGCCGAAGGAAGAACCCUGGGUUCCGCUUACGAGCAUUUAUCGAAUCGCCCAUCAACUUUGCGCCUACUUACAAGUAUAAUGUGCAUACUGAUGAGUACGACACUUCCGAGAAGCGCAGGUCGCCGGCUUGGUGUGACCGGAUCUUAUAUCGUGGUGUUGGGAAGGUCAAGAUGGACGAGUAUCGAAGGUGGGAUCAAAUCAGAGUAUCAGAUCAUCGACCAGUUAGUGGACACUUUCGAUUGCGAGUCAAGUCGGUGGACCCAGAUAAAAGGGAGAUGGUGUGGGACAAAUGUGAAAAGGAGUUUGAGAGUGUGCGGCAGAGAAUAGCGAGGGCAGCACAGCUCGAAUACCUCACAAAUGUUCUGGGUCUUAGCAAUAAAGAAGCUGUAGCUGCUCUGCAGGGCGCUUCAUGA